Molecule: messenger RNA, 2886 nt
Organism: Ahaetulla prasina
Lineage: Eukaryota; Metazoa; Chordata; Lepidosauria; Squamata; Colubridae
Exons: 4
Coding region: 94-2886 (930 amino acids)
Source: RefSeq, a predicted model, not a curated record
ACGAAGGUGGGAUUUCGAGGCUAAGAGCGCCAGGAAAAGAGCUGAACUCACCAGGAAGACGCGAACCCAGCAAACAAGGGGCGGAAAGCAGCGAUGUCCGGCUACACACCGCCAGCGCCAUUCGACCCAGCCAAGGAAAAAUGGGGGUCAUACAUGGCUCGUUUCGAGUGUUUCCUCGAGGCGAACGAACUUCAAGGAGUUUCAGACAACAGGAAACGAGCGUAUUUCCUGAGCCACUGCGGUCCAGAAGUUUUCGACACCGCAGAAUCCCUGGCGGAGCCAACGCCGGUACAGUCGGUACCGUGGCAAACCCUGCAGACUUUAUUGAAAGGCCAUUUUGCACCAACGCCGUCCAAGUACGUGCAACGGUUCGAGUUCGGGGAGCGCAGACAGCAAGAGGGCGAGUCCAUCAGCGCAUACAUGGCCGCCCUGAGGAAAGCCUCAAAACAUUGCGAGUACCGAGACUUGGAUGAGAAAAAAAUCUUUACAAAGGCAAAGAUUGAGGGGGUGCCGUGCCGAUUGGAGGUGGACACCGGCUCAUCGAUCACGAUCAUGUCCUGGGACACUCUCGUGAGAGCCUUACCCGCCAUCGCAAAGCGCAAGCUGCAACCACAGAAAUUAAAGGUACAAGACUACCAAGGGAAUCGCAUCCCCAUCCGAGGGGUAACGUCCGUCCACGUCGAGUAUGGACAAUACAAGAAAACUCUGCCCAUCACCAUCGUCGAUGGGACCCUGCCAAGCUUGUUGGGACUGGACUGGUUCCGAGCAUUGGGCAUGGGAGUGACUGGAAUUUUCAGAAACGAGGUCGACCUCAAAGACGCACUCGUGAAAGAAUUUGGGGACGUUUUCAGAGACUGCCUGGGCAAGUACACGGGGACCCCUAUCUCGUUUAACCUAGACCCCCAAGUUGCCCCUAUCCGUCUAAAGGCUAGAAGGGUCCCGUUCGCCCUAAAGCCCAGGAUUGACCGGGAACUGGACAAGCUAGUAAACCAGGGAAUUCUAGUGCCAGUAGACCAUGCUAAGUGGGAGACCCCUAUAGUCACCCCAGUCAAACCGGAUGGGUCGGUCCGGAUUUGCGCUGACUACAAGGCAACGCUUAACAAAGCGUUGCAAAAGAGUGCUUACCCCGUUCCGGUGGUACAGCACUUACUGCACUCAAUGGGGCAAGGGCAAGUUUUUGCCAAGCUAGACUUGGCCCAAGCCUAUCAACAGCUGCCCGUAGAUAGCAGCACAGCCGAAGCGCAGACAAUUGUGACGCACAGAGGGGCUUUUAAGUGUACCCGGUUACAGUUUGGGGUUAGUGUGGCUCCAGGGUUAUUUCAGAACCUAAUGGAGCGGCUGUUACAGGGCCUACCAGGGGUGGUACCAUACUUUGACGAUGUACUGGUAUCCGCUGAAAAUCUAGAGGAAUUAGGGGUCAGGCUGCGAAAAGUUUUGGGCAUUUUCCGGUCUGCCGGUCUCACGGUUAAACUGAACAAAUGCCAGAUCGGGGUUGAGUCUGUGGAAUUCCUGGGCUACCGGAUAGACAGGGAAGGGAUUCACCCCACUGAGAGCAAGGUACGGGCCAUCAGGAAGGCCCCGGUUCCAAAGAACAAAACGGAGUUACAGGCAUUCUUAGGUCUGGUCAACUUCUACGCAGUAUUCUUAAGGAAUAAGGCAACAGUAGCCGAGCCGCUGCAUAAAUUACUAGCAAAGACGGCUGCAUGGUCUUGGGGAAAGGCGGAAGCUAGGGCAUUCGAAGGGGUAAAGAAUCUCCUAACGAGUGAUAGCCUCCUUAUCCAAUACAAUGGCACGCUGCCAUUAGUGUUAAGCUGCGAUGCAUCUCCCUAUGGGGUGGGGGCUGUGCUCAGCCACAGGUUACCAAAUGGCACAGAAGCCCCUAUUGCAUACUACUCCCGAACCAUGUCAUCAACUGAAAGGAAUUAUAGCCAGCUUGAUAAGGAAGCCUUGGCUAUAGUCUCAGGAGUAAAGAAAUUCCAUGAAUAUGUAUUUGGUCGUGAUUUUGAAAUCAUCACGGACCAUAGACCUUUGCUAGGUCUGUUGGCAGGCGACCGCCCAACGCCCGUGGCACUUUCGCCCAGACUGACCCGGUGGACUAUCUUCCUGGCAGCGUAUUCCUACAAAUUACUACACCGGCCAGGAAAGGAAUUAGGGAAUGCAGACGCCCUGAGCAGAUGCCCGUUACCAGAGACUAUCGAAGACCCCACUCCGGGGAUACCAGUUCUGCUAAUUGACUCUUUGGACUCUGGCCCAGUCACAUCCAAAGAGGUGGCUCGGGCUUCGUAUAAGGACAUUACAAUAAGAACUGUGAUUGGUUGGGUACAAAGAGGUUGGCCCGCUGCGCCGGGCGAGCGGUUUAAAGAGUUUGUAAAAAAACGUGGGGAACUCUCGGCUCAAGGGGGGUGCCUGCUAUGGGGGGAUCGAGUGGUGAUCCCGGAGAAAUUGAGAAAAAAGGUAUUGGAUCUCCUUCACGAAGGCCACCCAGGGAUCGUGAGAAUGAAGGGUCUAGCGAGAAGCUAUGUGUGGUGGCCCUUAAUGGACUCGGAAAUUGCUGAAAACCUAGUGUGGGCACACAACUACAGCGAGGGCCCAACCUGGUUAGCAGGAACAAUCCUAGAAAUAACAGGACCAAAGUCAUAUCUAAUAGAGUUGGAGGAUGGCCGGGUAUGGAAGCGCCACAUAGACCAGAUAAGAAAACGCAUAACAGGUAAUACAGAAUCAGACGAAACAUGCCCUGACUAUUCAAUGUUGGAAUCCACAGCUGACUCAAACCCGGGGCUAACGCGGGACUUAUCUGAGUGCCGGGAGGUCCAGCGACGCCAACUGGUUCAUCCCGUGGGCUCCAUUGGAUCUCAACCUUCCCGAAAAACAAAUCCUACAAUAUGA